This is a messenger RNA of Athene cunicularia (burrowing owl), 2146 nucleotides long. RefSeq names its product negative elongation factor complex member C/D (gene NELFCD). The transcript has 13 exons. Gene Ontology annotation, molecular function: RNA binding. Gene Ontology annotation, biological process: negative regulation of transcription elongation by RNA polymerase II. The record is from RefSeq and is a predicted model, not a curated record. NCBI's taxonomy places the organism in Eukaryota, Metazoa, Chordata, Aves, Strigiformes, Strigidae. Gene Ontology annotation, cellular component: nucleus; NELF complex. The coding region runs from base 190 to 1812 and encodes 540 amino acids.
GACCAGAGGUGUCUGAGUUUCUGUGGGCAAAAAUAGCCUAAAUAUGGGAGUGUAGGGGGGGAACGGGACAAGAGAGGUGGCUGACUUGACUGUGCUUGAAAAUAGCAAGACGAUGAGGAUGGGGAGGGAGAAGAUGAUGCCGAAGUCCAGCAGGAAUGCCUGAAGAAAUUUUCAACCCCUGACUAUAUAAUGGAGCCGUCUAUAUUUAACACGCUAAAGAGGUAUUUCCAAGCAGGAGGUUCUCCAGAGAAUGUUAUCCAGCUCCUCUCUGAAAACUACACUGCAGUGGCACAGACUGUAAAUUUGCUAGCAGAGUGGCUCAUUCAAACAGGUGUUGAGCCAGUGCAAGUUCAGGAGACUGUAGAAAACCAUUUAAAGAGCUUACUUAUCAAGCAUUUUGACCCUCGGAAAGCAGAUUCCAUCUUUACAGAGGAAGGAGAGACUCCAGCCUGGCUUGAGCAAAUGAUAGCACAUACUACAUGGAGAGAUCUCUUUUACAAGUUGGCAGAAGCCCAUCCCGACUGUUUAAUGCUUAAUUUUACUGUGAAGCUUAUAUCUGAUGCUGGAUAUCAAGGGGAAAUAACCAGUGUUUCAACAGCAUGUCAGCAACUAGAAGUAUUUUCCAGAGUCCUGCGUACAUCUCUGGCAACAAUUUUAGAUGGAGGAGAAGAAAACCUUGAAAAAAACCUCCCUGAGUUUGCUAAGAUGGUGUGCCACGGAGAACACACUUACCUUUUUGCUCAAUCUAUGAUGUCCAUAUUAGCUCAAGAAGAGCAAGGAGGGUCAGCUGUCCGACGGAUUGCUCAGGAGGUUCAGCGAUAUGCUCAUGAGAAGGGCCACGAUGCUAGUCAGAUCACUUUAGCAUUGGGUACUGCAGCCUCCUAUCCUCGAGCGUGUCAAGCUCUUGGUGCGAUGUUGUCCAAAGGAGCUCUGAAUCCAGCAGAUAUCACUGUCCUGUUCAAAAUGUUUACAAGCAUGGACCCACCUCCAGUAGAACUGAUUCGUGUACCUGCCUUUCUGGACCUCUUCAUGCAGUCAUUGUUUAAGCCAGGUGCUAAGAUCAACCAGGACCACAAACAUAAAUACAUUCACAUACUGGCAUACGCAGCCAGUGUAGUAGAGAUGUGGAAAAAGAACAAGAGAGUCAGCAUAAACAAGGAUGAACUCAAGUCAACUUCAAAAGCCAUUGAAACUGUUCACAAUCUGUGUUGCAAUGAGAACAAAGGAGCAUCAGAGUUGGUUGCAGAACUGAGCACGCUCUAUCAGUGCAUCAGGUUCCCAGUGGUGGCAAUGGGCGUAUUAAAGUGGGUGGAUUGGACAGUGUCAGAACCACGAUACUUCCAGCUGCAGACUGAUCACACUCCAGUUCAUCUGGCGUUAUUGGAUGAGAUCAGUACAUGCCAUCAGCUGCUUCAUCCCCAAGUUCUACAACUUCUUGUCAAGCUCUUUGAAACAGAACAUUCGCAGCUUGAUGUGAUGGAGCAGCUGGAAUUGAAGAAGACUCUCUUGGAUAGAAUGGUGCACUUACUCAGUCGAGGAUAUGUCCUGCCUGUCGUCAGCUAUAUCCGCAAAUGCCUGGAGAAGCUAGAUACAGAUAUCUCUCUCAUCAGAUACUUUGUUACAGAGGUGCUUGAUGUGAUUGCUCCUCCAUAUACCUCAGACUUUGUACACCUUUUUCUUCCAAUCUUGGAGAAUGAAAGUAUUGCAGGUACUAUUAAAACAGAAGGUGAACAUGAUCCUGUCACUGAAUUUAUAGGUGAGUCACAUUUAUUCCUUACACUCCUGCUUCCAUUUGUUUUUGUUACAACUUAAAAAUAAUGUUUGGGGGGGUAUUGCUAAAAAUCGGAAUGCCUGCUAGAUAUUUCCACUGCUAACUUCCCUUUUAGGAGCCUUUGUUUAGCAAUUUACCUUUGAUGAAGAAUCUCUGGGUAGUAGUGAGGAACUUGGAGACAAAAACUGUUUUUUGAGAACUAGCACUGUAGUAAGGAAAGGACAGAAAGGGAAGUAGUCUGUCAUAAUACACUCCUCUCCUAAAACAAAAACAUGUCGUGACCCUAAAAUCCUGAUUAUUUACAUAUUACAGAAAUCCACAUGCAAACAGAUGAAUCAUUAAUGCACUGAACAUUUUAUCUUUUUUUUUUUUUCU